AUGAAUAAGUUAAUGUACGAGGAUAUCAGCGAUGACGAGGACAUGCUUUGUUUCGAUGAAAAGAAUUGUAUUGACGAUGCCAUUGGUGAAAAUCACAUGGACACAGAAGUAAUAUAUAUUGAAAACGAUAAUGAUGAGGUAGAUAUAAUAAACGUCGAUUAUGAUGCAUUAUCUUCCGACAAGAAAAUGGACUCUUUCAAUGACAGUAAUAUCUCAAAGUGCUUCACCGCCAAGUGUGAAAAUAACGAUGAUGAUGAGGUAGAUAUAAUAUCCUGCGACAGAAAAAGGAAAUUUAACGAAGACUCGGAAAAUGAUGAUUCAGAAGAUAAUGACUCCGAAUAUGACGACUCAGAAGAUGAUGACUCUGAAUAUGAUGAUAAUGAAAGCGAUACUCCAAUAUUUUAUUAUGAAGAACAACGAGCGUGCGACCGAUAUUAUGAAAAGAGGUUUA
Molecule: messenger RNA, 451 nt
Organism: Nicrophorus vespilloides
Lineage: Eukaryota; Metazoa; Arthropoda; Insecta; Coleoptera; Silphidae
Product: phosphopantothenoylcysteine decarboxylase subunit VHS3-like
Exons: 1
Source: RefSeq, a predicted model, not a curated record